Culicoides brevitarsis is the source of this 736-nucleotide messenger RNA. Its product is annotated as dTTP/UTP pyrophosphatase. The coding region runs from base 51 to 662 and encodes 203 amino acids. Gene Ontology annotation, molecular function: nucleoside triphosphate diphosphatase activity. The record is from RefSeq and is a predicted model, not a curated record. NCBI's taxonomy places the organism in Eukaryota, Metazoa, Arthropoda, Insecta, Diptera, Ceratopogonidae. The transcript is spliced from 3 exons.
UAUGUUCGCAUGUUGAAUUUUUGUUGUUAUUAAAAGCGUAAAAUCUGAAAAUGUUACAACCGAUUUUGCAUCAGUUAAAGACCAAAAACGUCAUUCUCGCAAGCGGAUCGCCUCGAAGACAGGAAUUGAUCAAGAAUUUGGGAGUUGAUGUUCAAUUGUGCCCUUCGUUGUUCGAAGAAAACUUGGAUCCAAAGAAUUUUCCAGAUUUCGGUGCAUUUGUGGAAGAAACUGCUUAUCAAAAGGUCUUGGAAGUGCACGAACGUCUCUCGCGAGAUGCUAAAAAGCCUGAUAUCGUCAUCGGAGCUGACACAAUGGUGACUUUGGGCGACAAACUCUAUGGCAAACCCAAAAAUGGACCGAUGGCAUUCCAAAUGUUGAGCGAAUUAAUUGGCAAAAAGCACACAGUGUAUACCGGAGUAGCGAUAAAAUAUGGCGAAAAGGUAUCCAGGUUCACGGAAAAGACUGAUGUGUUCUUUGGCGAUGCAACUUCCGCCCAAAUUCAAGCUUACGUUGACACAGGAGAACCAUUAGACAAAGCAGGCGGUUAUGGCAUCCAAGGUGUCGGCGGAUGCCUAAUUGAACGCAUCGAAGGCGAUUAUUUCACAGUAGUUGGCUUACCUCUAUACCGCUUGUGCACGGAACUCAUCAAAUUAUUUGACUAAAAACUCAACUUUUAUUUUUUCAACCAUGAAACAUAACCAGAAACAACGAAAAUUUUGAUUAUUUUUUAACUUUA